GGCGCCCGGGGGUGGGUGGGGGGAGGGGCUCGCGGGUCGAAGCGGGGCGAUGGAGGAGGCCGGGGACCCCUGGCCCUCCGAGUCAAGAGAAUCCCUACUUGCAAGGAGGAGAAGUUCGGAUGACUUCUGGCUCUUAAGAAGUCACUCUUCUGAGGCUGACAAUGAGCAGGAUGUGCAGGUACCAGAACAUGAAAUCCCAUCAUCUGUGUAUGAGAAGGACCAAAAACUAAGCACUUGCAGCAGGAAAAAAUCUUCACAUGUUUGGCAGGACCCAUGGACCCCCCUGCAGAAGGCCUACUCACCUCUGGAUUCUGGAAAGAAGAAAGCUACCAGAGAUUGGCUAACACAGAAGCAUGUUUCUCUUGUGCAGGCGGUAUCUAGUGAAAGCAAAGGCAUUACUGAUUCUGCCAAGACCAUCUUAGAUGAAGAAGAUUAUUUUGUGAAGGAGGUGGACAGGUACUUGAAUCACAAUGACUUCUUAAAUCUGAGGAAGAAGGAGAUCCAAUACAAGAAAUGGCUUGAGCGUGUUUCAGAGCCACUGCUGCAUAAGAUUGAAGACAAAGUUGACAGCCAGUCAAGUGAAGAAAUAGAGGAAAGGAAACGAAAUCAGCUGGCUCUCUAUUUAAACUACUGUAAUAAGAAGGGCAAUGUCGUUUUUGAAGAUUAUGAUGCUUCGGAGUAUGAUCCAUUCUUCCUGAAAACACAUACCAACUACUGGAAGGUUUCAACUCCACCUUUCAAGGAUCCCCUGUUAAAGGAGGUGCAAGGAAAGUCCCUUGAGAAAGGGAUUAUCCAGCAGUGUGAGACAGGAAGAAUAUAUUCUGCCAAGGAAAUGAAUGAACUACAUAAGGCAAAGCUGCCGCCACUUCCGUUGGGUCGGCAACGUUGGGAUGCAGUUGAGUGGCUGAAAAUAGCCCCAGGAUAUAUCGACAGCGAAGUUCAUCAGAGAAAGAGGAGAAGAAUGACCAGAAACCAAAACAAAGGCACCCUGGACUUCAAGGCCUGGUCCAACACCGCCUGCCUUCCCAUCCUUCGGAAAGAGGGGAUGCAUAUCCACCAGACUCCAUCUUCACAGCUUGUCUCACAGACCUGCCACAAUCAUACAACAGAUCCAUGACAAGAAUAUUUACUUGCAUGAAAAAAGCACUAGGAGAACGGCAAAUCUGUAGCUUCCUUCAAUACCCAGGAACAGAGAAGGGCCAGGAUUAUGACCUGCCAGCUCUUUACACACUUCAAAAAACAAGGAAGUGCUUCAUGGCCUCUGCUUUGGUAACUCAUCUCUUAGAUUAUUAAACUGAAAUUAAAGUUUAAAAAUCAAAUGUGCCAUUUACUUUUGUGCUGUUUCCUUUAUGGAUUUUUCUUAGCUCAGGCAACUUGAUUAGAAAAGCUACAUGCAAGUGAAGUAUUAAUAUAAUUAAUAGCAUUGCCAAUUCAUACUGUAUUUGGUAUUUUUAUGAAAUUGUGAGAAUCAUUUUCCACUAUAAAAGUUUUUAGUCUUUCUGGUUGUAGACAGAAGUUGAAAAAGGCAAAUCCUAAAGGCACAAAUACUGAAAGCACAAAUCUAAAGCUGAAAGAUACAUAACAAAAUAAUGCUUUUUAAGAUGACCUUAUGAUUUGGGAGGCCUAGCCUGAUUUUUUAAUGCUUGGGGUUGGCAAUAUAGUUCUUGUUUCUUUAAACAUUUAUGUAUAUGCUUCACCAGGGUAGGGCUGAAGGCUUUCACGGUAGUUUGAAUAAGUAAAAUUAUGCAUGUGUUUGCAGGUUCAUAGAUUCAGCCCAUGUCACUGCUAGCUCUCUUGCACUAUAUGCUGCAAUGUGUUGCAGAAACUGAAGAAAAAUAUAGUUGUUUUAAGCAGGGUGGAUUUGAUUUAAAUUAAAUUGACUUAAAUCACUGGUCAGGAAGCCUUGAAUUAAUCACUGUUUUCUGCAAAAAGUGCAUUCUGUUUUAUUUAACCUUAUGCGGUGGCGAGAGACCCCCACAGGCCUCAGAAAUGCCGGGGGCAAAACCCGGCAUUCCUGAAAGGGAAAGGAGAGCCACCUGCACCUGGGGAUA
This is a messenger RNA of Alligator sinensis (Chinese alligator), 2051 nucleotides long. RefSeq names its product family with sequence similarity 228 member B (gene FAM228B). Bases 50 to 1117 code for a protein of 355 amino acids. The record is from RefSeq and is a predicted model, not a curated record. Lineage: Eukaryota; Metazoa; Chordata; Crocodylia; Alligatoridae. The transcript has 11 exons.